CUUCGCUAGAGAAUUAGGUUUUCGCUUUCCCUUCGCAGGUUCUUCGUUCCGCCGCUUGUGUGAAGAACUCUCAACGAAAAUGGUGAAGGGACGCCAAGGGGAGCGAGUCAGACUCUAUGUGAGAGGAACUGUCCUUGGAUACAAGAGGUCAAAAUCCAAUCAGUACCCAAACACGUCACUGAUUCAGAUUGAGGGCGUGAACACCAAGGAGGAGGUCGGAUGGUACUGCGGCAAGCGGUUGGCCUACAUUUACAAGGGCAAGGUCAAGAAGAACGGAACUCACUACCGUUGCAUUUGGGGAAAGGUUACCAGGCCGCAUGGUAACAGCGGAAUUGUCCGAGCCAAGUUCAAGUCCAACUUGCCCCCUAGAUCUAUGGGUUCGAAGGUCCGGGUAUUCAUGUAUCCGAGCAACAUUUGAGUGUUGCAGCACAUGAAUAUGUCGAUUAAGGAUGCAGUGGAUUAGUUUUUAGUUCUCAUCUAUGACCUAUCUACUGGUUAAAAAGAAUUUUGUAUGAAGGAGCUCUAUCCAGUUGUUUUGGAACUUAUUUUUGGUAGUUUUGAAUGGAGAAUGAUUGAUUUCUAAAUGAUUCAUGUGGCUAGUAGUUUUCUGGUCGAUUCA
Nelumbo nucifera (sacred lotus) is the source of this 619-nucleotide messenger RNA. Its product is annotated as large ribosomal subunit protein eL33y-like. The record is from RefSeq and is a predicted model, not a curated record. NCBI's taxonomy places the organism in Eukaryota, Viridiplantae, Streptophyta, Magnoliopsida, Proteales, Nelumbonaceae. Gene Ontology annotation, molecular function: structural constituent of ribosome. Gene Ontology annotation, cellular component: ribosome. Gene Ontology annotation, biological process: translation.